Mustela erminea (ermine) is the source of this 7126-nucleotide messenger RNA. RefSeq names its product myelin transcription factor 1 like (gene MYT1L). Gene Ontology annotation, biological process: regulation of transcription by RNA polymerase II. Gene Ontology annotation, molecular function: DNA-binding transcription factor activity, RNA polymerase II-specific; zinc ion binding; RNA polymerase II cis-regulatory region sequence-specific DNA binding. Gene Ontology annotation, cellular component: nucleus. The coding region runs from base 1029 to 4235 and encodes 1068 amino acids. The record is from RefSeq and is a predicted model, not a curated record. The transcript has 23 exons. Lineage: Eukaryota; Metazoa; Chordata; Mammalia; Carnivora; Mustelidae.
UGUAAGAAGCAUACAGCGUGCAUCCCCAAUCUUGUCUGACUGUGUUGCAGGCUUAAUAAACAGGAAGGUUAGAAAUCACCGGUUUAAUCCACAGCUAUCACUUGAAAAAUAGCUAGCUCAGCGCUGAAGUUCCCUCCCGUGCUAGGACUGGGGGAAAUGGAUAUGUUUUGUAGUGCUUAGAGGAUGCAGCCUGCCACAGGGUAAGUCGGAGGCGGCUGGUGCUGCUCCGCGGCCACGGCCUCCCUGGGAGCCGCUGCCUGACGCCCAGCCCCAGCCCGGCCGCCGAGGCUCGGCUCCCUCCACCAGGCAGCGCGGCACGCGUGACAGCCUGGCCGGCGUUUAGUGGUGUCAACUUAUUAAUUUCCAUCUUCGACUUCAGGCCUGUUAGUUUCCUGUCUGAAAGCAUUAUUACUUUUGUCCAUGUGGCAAAAUAAUUAGCAUACAGAUGAGCAGCGGCCGGGCGUCUGAGCGCCGGUGGAGGAAGAUGUGCAGUGCAGAGUUGAUUGGAUGAAUGCGGAACAAACGAGACGCUCACGCGGAGGCCGAGGACAAGGUGCACGCAGCAGCCGUCUGGACACCUGUGCGACCUGCGCCGAUGUCUGAGGAGUCGUCGAGUGUGAAAAUGAACCCAAGGGAGACUUGGUGAAGUCACGUCGAGGGGCAUCUCCAACCCUGACCUCCUGAGGAAGCAGAUCGGAUCCAAGGAGCACCCCGGGCGACCGGCUGCAGAGUGACGACACCUGCAAGGGGGGAAAAUGUAGUUACCGAACCCAAUCAGCUGUUUGUGUCUCUGAAAUUAUCUACAACAUCUGGUCAAGAAAGGUUCUGGUCGGACCCACAGACAUAUGGCUGUCCAAGGAACCACAUAAAGAUGGAGAAAUGGAGGCACAGGGCAAUUAAGUAACUUCGCCUCAGUCCCACGCUGGGGAGGGCCAGGAAGAGAACAUAGAGGGACCCUGACUCCGGGCCCGUGUCCUGCCCACGGAGCCACGCUGCCUCCCUUCCUAGGAGAGAAGACGCCCCACAAGAUGGAGGUGGACGCCGAGGAGAAGCGUCAUCGCACACGGUCCAAAGGGGUUCGAGUUCCCGCGGAACCAGCCGUACAAGAGCUCUUCAGCUGUCCCACACCUGGCUGUGAUGGCAGUGGUCACGUCAGUGGCAAAUACGCAAGACACAGAAGCGUAUACGGCUGCCCCUUGGCUAAAAAAAGAAAAACGCAGGAUAAGCAGCCCCAAGAACCUGCUCCCAAGCGAAAGCCGUUCGCCGUGAAAGCCGACAGCUCCUCGGUGGACGAGUGCUACGAGAGCGAGGGGUCGGAGGACGCGGACGAGGAGGAGGAGCUCUCGGAGGACGAGGACGAGCACCGGGAGGAGGACGAGGAGGACGAGGACGGGGACCGGGAGGACGAGGAGGAGCUCGAGGAGGAGGAGGACGAGGACGACGAGGACGGGGAGGACGGAGAGGACGAGGAGGAGGACGAGGAGGAGGACGAGGAGGAGGACGAGGACGACAACGAGGACCACCCAAUGAGCUGCCACAACCCUCGCAUAGCGCAGGACGCGGAGCAGGACGACAACAACAACGAGGAGUACGACAAUUACGACGAGCUGGUGGCCAAGUCCCUGCUGAACCUCGGCAAGAUCGCCGAGGACGCGGCCUACCGCGCCAGGACGGAGUCGGAGAUGAACAGCAGCACCUCCACCAGCCUGGAGGACGGCAGCGACCGGAACGAGACCCUGGGCCGGAAGAGCGAGCUGAGCCUGGACCUGGACAGCGACGUGGUCAGGGAGACCGUGGACUCGCUGAAGCUGCUGGCCCAGGGCCACGGGGUGGUGCUCUCGGAGAGCCUCGGCGACCGAGCGUACGCAGACUCCCUGUCGCAGCAGGAGGGCAGGAACAUGAGCUACAUGAUGCUGGGCAAGCCCGUCAACAACGGGCUCGUGGACAAGGUGGUGGAGGAGAGUGACGAGGAGGUGUGUCUGAGCAGCCUGGAGUGUCUCAGGAACCAGUGCUUCGACCUGGCGCGGAAGCUGAGCGAGACGAACCCGCAGGACCGGGCCCAGCCGCAGAACAUGAACGUCCGCCAGCACGUCCGGCAAGAGGACGACUUCGCGGGCAGGACGCCGGACAGGAACUACUCCGACAUGAUGAACCUGAUGCGGCUCGAGGAGCAGCUGAGCCCCAGGUCUAGAACUUUCUCCAGCUGUGCAAAGGAGGACGGGUACCACGAACGAGACGACGACACCACCUCCGUGAACUCAGACAGGUCCGAGGAGGUGUUUGACAUGACCAAGGGAAACCUGACCCUCUUGGAGAAGGCCAUCGCCUUGGAAACAGAGAGAGCGAAGGCCAUGAGGGACAAGAUGGCGACGGAGGCCGGAAGGCGGGACAGUGUGCGGCCGUACGAGGAGCAGUCGCCAAGACCGCUUCCCGGGGAAGAGAGGAAGCCCAAGUCCGGGGACAGCCAUGUCAAAAAGCCAUACUAUGGUAAAGAUCCCUCGAGAGCAGAAAAGAAAGAGAGCAAGUGUCCCACCCCGGGGUGUGACGGAACCGGCCACGUAACCGGGCUGUACCCACAUCACCGCAGUCUGUCCGGAUGCCCGCACAAAGAUAGGGUCCCUCCGGAAAUUCUUGCCAUGCAUGAGAAUGUUCUCAAGUGCCCCACUCCGGGCUGCACGGGGCGAGGGCAUGUAAAUAGCAACAGGAACUCGCACAGAAGCCUCUCCGGAUGCCCCAUUGCUGCCGCAGAGAAACUGGCAAAGGCCCAGGAAAAACACCAGAGCUGUGACGUGUCCAAGUCCAACCAGGCCUCAGACCGAGUGCUAAGGCCCAUGUGCUUCGUCAAGCAGCUGGAGAUCCCUCACUACGGCUACAGGAACAGCGUGCCCACGGCCACGCCCCGCUCCAACCUCGCCAAAGAGCUGGAGAAAUAUUCCAAGACCUCGUUUGAGUACAACACUUACGACAGCCAUACUUACGGCAAGCGGGCCAUAGCUCCCAAGGUGCAAACCAGGGAUAUAUCCCCCAAAGGAUAUGAUGCAAAGCGCUACUGCAAGAAUGCCAGCCCCAGCAGCAGCACCACCAGCAGCUACGCGCCCAGCAGCAGCAGCAACAUGAGCUGCGGCGGCGGCAGCAGCGCCAGCAGCACGUGCAGCAAGAGCAGCUUCGACUUCGCCCACGACAUGGAGGCCGCGCACAUGGCGGCCACGGCCAUCCUCAACCUGUCCACGCGCUGCCGCGAGAUGCCGCAGAACCUGUCCACCAAGCCGCAGGACCUGUGCACCGCGCGGAACCCUGACAUGGAGGUGGACGAGAAUGGGACUCUGGACCUCAGCAUGAACAAGCCGCGGCCACGGGAGAGCUGCUGCCCGGUCCUGACGCCCCUGGAGCCCAUGUCCCCCCAACAGCAGGCGGUGAUGGGCGGCCGGUGCUUCCAGCUGGGCGAGGACGAGUGCUGGGAGCUGCCUGUGGACUACACCAAGAUGAAGCCGCGCAGGACAGACGGCGGCGACACUGCCGAGGUCCCCCCGGAAGACUUGGACCCAUUCCAGGAGGCUCUGGAGGAGAGAAGGUACCCGGGAGAGGUGACCAUCCCCAGCCCCAAGCCCAAGUACCCCCAGUGCAAGGACAGCAAGAAGGACUUGAUAACAUGUCCAACACCAAGGUGUGAUGGGAGUGGUCAUGUGACUGGUAAUUACGCCUCACAUAGAAGUCUGUCGGGCUGUCCCCUCGCCGACAGAAGUAUCCGGAGCAUGCUGGCCACCAGCUCUCAAGAACUCAAGUGCCCCACCCCUGGCUGCGACGGCUCCGGGCACAUCACCGGGAACUACGCCUCCCACCGGAGUCUUUCAGGUUGCCCGAGAGCAAAGAAAAGUGGCAUCAGGAUAGCACAGAGCAAGGAAGACAAAGAGGACCAGGAGCCCAUCAGGUGUCCCGUUCCCGGGUGUGACGGCCAGGGCCACAUAACCGGGAAGUACGCCUCCCAUCGCAGCGCGUCGGGGUGCCCCUUGGCGGCCAAGAGGCAGAAGGACGGAUACCUCAAUGGCUCGCAGUUCUCCUGGAAGUCGGUCAAGACGGAGGGCAUGUCCUGCCCCACGCCGGGCUGUGACGGGUCAGGGCACGUCAGCGGUAGCUUCCUCACCCACCGGAGUUUCCUUACAGUUCAUCACAAGUGGGGAGACGGCCUUUUUCCGAAUGUCUGUUUUGCCCGAUACUUGCCAAGGGAAUUGCAUUAACAUGAGUGCUUCCCCGGGGGCUCCUCGCCAUCGACCAUCUCAGUGCUCUGGGGAGCACCUGCAUUUCCUUCCCAUCCUCCCCAGGUAGUCCCAGGGCACCGCAGCCCCUGUUGCAAGGGACGCUGGGAGAUGUAGUCUUCCCAAGGGAUGCUGGGAGAUGUGAUCCACCUUUGGGAUGUGGGGGAGAUGGUCUUGGAGAGCCCAAGAAGAAGAAAGCUGGAGGCUGUCCUGCCGCCGUCGGAUGCUGAGACGCCCUGGUUUCUUACAGACACAGACAUAAUCAUGGAACCACAGCACCCUGAGAUCUGUGUGGUCCGGAUGUUAGAUCAGACAACCGAUGCCAGGAAGGCAAGAUGCUCUUCCCUGGGCGCACGGCCCACAGAGAGGAAAGUUGUCCGGUGGGCGGCAUGCAUGGACCCCUGUGUCCACUGGAGGACCCAGCCUGGGCCACACGCUGUACAGUGGCUUGGGAAGGCAUCAGGCAGAGCGCUGGGCUCCCUGUGGACCUCCAGGAGGUGUCAUCGACUCUUCUCCACUGGGGGCUCACAGCCUGCGGGCGCCCUGCGGCCCCAGGGAGGAGGAUCGUGCUCUCUCCAGAGUCACCCACACGCCUUGCGCUCCUCCGACUGCCUCCUGCCACGGCCAUCACGGACCCUCACGGACCCUCGGGGCGGACAUGCCCGGACCUGUGGCCGCACGCCGCGCGAGGCUGGGAGCCGUGAGUGCCGUCCCUGCCGCGGAGGUCCCUGCGUCCACGCACCCGUCUCAGCCUAGUCACCUGCAGAGGCCACUUUCCAAAUGGGGUCCUUGUUGCAGGCACUGGGGGCCGGAACAUCAGCGCGUCUUCUCGGGGGGACGACUGACCCACGGCAAUGACAGAGGCUGGACUUAGCUCACAAGCAGCAGAAGAGACAAAAGCAAAACUGAUUCCUCUCUGUUAGGACGAGCUUCCUAGGCACAAAACCCAAAUGGGCUCAACAAGGUUCCAGUUCCUUGUCAGGUAAACGCAGAUGGUGCCGGGCUGUGCGGCGCCUGUGACCGUGGAUCCUAGCCCGUCAUACUGCCUGCCGGCAGACACUUAACUCUGCCUCUCGGGGCUUCUGUCACUGAUGAGGGGCUGGGCACCGCUGUCCGUCGGCCGCCCACGUGGAUGUUCCCUCUGACCCCUUUACCAAGAGCCCAGGCCCUUGGCCACCCAGGUCGCUCCAGGCCGGGUCAUCCCUGAGGAGGAAGAGCCGCCGGGCUCCCUGCAACCCUGACCCACAGAAGGGGAGAGAGGAGCCAUCGAUGCAGACUCUGGGCAUACGACCCUGUGCCCGAUGGUGGCAGCCGUCUCUCUAGGACUCCUGGGCCACAGCCCAAAAACACAUUCAUCUCCACUGACCUCAAAAUGCCACCGAAAUGGCCUGCUCUCCUUUUAUAAACCCAUGAAAUAAAAAUAAUAAAAAUGUAGAAAGCAAAGGGAGUUCCGCCCCUUGCAUGGAGUCCCGGGAGCCGAGGUGCUGGGGGGUGAGGUCGAGGGUCCGGCUCUGAGGGGACACGUGAAGGCAGCUGCCCGGACGGACGCCGGGGAGGGGUGGGGGUGGAACCCAGGCGUGAGCACGCGGGGCGGCGCACGGGCCCCAGGACCCUGCAGCGGGACUCCGCGCAGCCUUGGGAACGGCAGGAGGCGGAAACCUCCGUGAGAAGAGCUUCAGACGCCUCGUGCCCCUGCACCCGGCGGAAGGGGCGCUCCGCACCGGGGACCCCGCUGUGUGGGAGGCAGGAAUGCCCCCUGCGGGGCGAGGCCCUCCACCUCCGGCUCCCAAGCUGCUGUGGGCACAGCCUCAGCCCAUGUGUGUCCCCUCUGACCUCCAGACAGGAGGGGAACCCCUCCUCCUCCCCUCAAAACCUGCAGCCCAGGACAGGCCUCAGUGGGUGAUACUCGGGAGAUGGGAAUGAGCAGCCCAGGAUGACCCCACAUGAGGAAGCCCUAAGUUACACUGGCAGAAAGCAAAGCAGACUUUAACAAAGAAAAGGACUGAGAAAUCACAUUUCAGGAAAAAGAAUGUUUUAAUUUGUCGGCAGAUAGAAAGGAGCACAAGCCGAGUAAUAGGACAGACUCCUCGCAGCCUAAGAGAAAUCGAAGGAACACGCACUCUUCAAAACAAAGACAAAUGAGAUAAAAAGUUCAGUUGGGAGGUUAGAGGAUAAAGUUGAGGAAAUCGCUCUUAAAUUAUAAAACGAGAAAAGAAGACAGUUUUUAAAACCUAGAGAAGGAUCCCUGGGGCUUGCUAGCCUAACGGGCUAACAGCAGUCUCCAGCAGGUGCGAGAAGAGAGAAUGGCGUCCGCUCGCACAGAGAGAGCAGGAGAAGCAGCCCCGGGCGCAGGACACUGUCCCCAGGCCGUCCUGCAGGUUGACCUGCCCUCCGGGGAGUCCCUCCUGCCUGAUGACCCUGCUGCCGGGUAUCCCUCCCGCUGGUUCUGGACCGGGGAAUUGAAACCCCCCAGUGCCGGGAAGCAGGGGCUUGGCGCCUGUGACAUUGGCAUCUGACCACGCACGCCACACCUGUCCCAUAAGCGGGCUUGCAGGAGCAGGUGGGACCGUAACUCAGGGCCAGCAGAUGUCUGCGCUACAGGCCCUGUGGCACCAACCAGAUCUGCUCUCUUGCAAGUGAGACGUGAGCCGCCGACACCACCGUACCCAGUCAGUCUGAGGCCUGCGCCUCGAGAUGUCCCCCCCAGCCUCCCCAGGUGGCCAGCAGCUGUCAGCUUGCUCGCAAGCCCAGGGGCCCUCCCGUGGACAAACCCUGCCCCCACACCUUUACAACCACGCCUCCUGGAAACCUUCCCUUAUUUCGCUCUCUCCAGCUGGAAGACUCUCCUGAAGGACGUCCUGUGGGCCCGGUCC